UUUAUACUAGCUCGUAAUCAGGAAAUUGAAUAUUGAAAGGAAAACCUACCAAUCAUGUGUGACCUUCAAGUACUUAGCAUCUUCGCAAGCAGUUUGUGCAUUUGUCUUUUGUCAAGUUGUUCUACGCAGUUCUUGGUUAUGUAAACUUAUUAUUAGAAUAACGCUGUUUUGUUCAUAAACAGUCUGUGCUAAACAGAAAAUUAAUUUCUAUUGCUGAACCCAGCUAGCAUUUAUUUCGGGCCCAUUGCAGAUUUUUUUGGGGCAGACUCAGGGCGCAUUGCACACUGUUGAAGACAGACUUAGGGAUACUGUCCCACGUAUGUGUAUGCGCCCUACGUUUUUUCGGGCGCACUGCAGACUUUUUGGGGCAGACUUCGGGACAGUGUCCCACGUAAGUAGAUUUACCCGAAGUUUUUUGCCCCAAAAAUUAUGCAAUGCGCCCGAAGAAAAUGCUAGCUGGGUUAACAUUAUGAUCAUGAUUUUGUGGGAAAUCUAGGGCAAAUAGUAGAAAUCCUCCAUAUUUUUAUUUCCAAAAGUACACAUGGGUGCUUCCAAACGUUCAUUUUUGUCUGUGAGAGAAAUAUAAGCAACUGCGCAUUCAUUGUAGAUCGGAGAGGAUAUUAAUGCAAACAGAUUGUUGGACGGAGUUUAAUGUAUUUUCAGUAUUAUCCGCGCAUUUAAGGAGUACUCUCAACUCAGGAUAGUUAAACUGUGUGACAACAUGUAAAUUUUGCAGUCCAUAUAUGGACUGCAUAUGUAUGUUUCCAAGCUCCAUAAAUACAUUUAAUUCCGUCUCAAGCAACGUAUCACACUGUAAAAUCGUUCACGUGUGUAUGGAUAACUCACUCAUUUUAUGUUGCAUAGACAACUUUUGUAUGACUCUGUAGAAGCAUGCGUUAGAAAAUCACUCCAGUGUGCAAAAUCCAAUUUAAAGGUUAUCAAAAUUAGCUGUUUUGGCUUCUAUAGCUCUAUAAAUUGAUGAUGCGAAAAGAUGAGCCAGAAUAAAGGAAAACGAUUGUUGGUUCAGGUGAGAAUACUCGUGGCUGUGCAAGAUGUGAUGGGAUGGUAUUCAACCUAUACUACACGCAAUUGGGUAUCUUGUCGGUAACUUAAAUAUUUCACGUAGUGAAGAAACGCCUCCUAGACAUAUUGGACAAGAUCACUCAUUGCGCGGGUAAUGUAUCAUUGGCAUGCGUCCCAGUCGUCACAAUCUUAUUCACCACCCUAACGUGAUACAAUUUAUUGUGUAGCAAUCUGUUUGAAGAACGCAAAUCUGCAUUUCUCUAAUCUUUCAGGUUGUCAUCUAGUAAAUCUCGUCAUAAAUCUAUGUAAUUUAUUGCUUUCAUAAUUUCGAUUUAUCAUCGUAAUUAUUUGCUUCCUAUUCCGUUUGUUUGUCUCCUUACACUGCUCUCCUUACUGCCUCAAUCAUAUCAAGGUGACAUGAUUAUAUGCCAUAUGUCGUGCUUGAAACAUCAGUAAAUAAUGCUGUACUACUGUGUUAUCAAAUGAAAUUAUUGUGUGAUGGUUUUUACUAGUUUAUAACAAGGUCACUAUUCAAGGUAGAUAGUGGAGUAGUAAGCAUAAGUUAGCUACCCAUACUUAGUUGGAUUUGCCAGACAUUUGGAACGCUAUUAAGAGUACACAAGUGAACAGAAACUUUAUUUUUUUCAGUAUCCGUUUCAGUGUUACUUUGAGCUAUGAAGCAUAAAACCUGCGACUCAUUGAAAUGCAGUCGCAGCUAAAGCAUUCAAAAUAUAUUUUGACUAUAGUCACCUGAUAGGGCUUUCAAGUGCGUUAUUUCGAUAUUUAGGAUACUAUCAUCUUAAGUAAAAUAUUUCGUAACAACUACCUGCAACGGUAAAAGACGAAACAGAGAUGAUAUCAUCACUCGGUAACAGCAGUCAUUCCUUUGGGCGAUAUAUAGGAGCAGCAACUAAUUGUUCUGUGAUAGCUGUGACUAAUUCGGCUUCUAAAAUCUUGGUGUUACUCAUAUUUUAACUACUUCUUGUAAAGGAUGAGUUAUGCAGGUUCCAGGAACAGAUGAAGAAUACGCGCCCAUCAACCUUCGGUAUUAGCUGAAUUUCAUCAUCCGAGGAUGGUAUUUGAACUUGUCAGUUGGGAAAUUGAUAAGUUGUUUGUGGAAAGAGAACUAUCAUACUAUUCAAGCCACAACAUUUGGACUUACCUGUCUACGUAUUUAUAAGGAAUUGUUACCAUAAGUGACAACAACCAAUGCUGUUCACUUUGAUCACUCGUCACUAAUGUCUUUAUUUCAUUAUGGGUGUACUGGUGAAGAUUUCCUAGGUUUCAUGAAUUUUCUCAGCGUUGGUAUUAGGCAUGUAGUUUACUUGUUUAGGUGUCCUCAUUGCCCUGAGAAACGAUGGUUGGAAGCCUUUGUUUGUGUGCCUGGAAUUUACUUACCACUUGUCUUUAAGAUUCAAAGCAAUUAGUUUUCAUUCCACUAUUCUAUCGCAUUAAUGUAGGUACAUGAUGAUAUCAUCUUUUCUUGAUGUGAUUUUUCGAGGAGUAGCACUCUAAAUUUAUACAUGUCUGUGGAUUUUUACAUUGAUGUGUUAGUCAGGCAUAUCUCACCUACUUAAAGCCUUAACUUGAGUAUCAAAUGUAAAUAACAGUUCGCAACUGAAACAGAGAAGUACAGCCCGAAUAAGACCAAUAAACACUAGUUGAACGACUUAGACACUUCCUUAUGAGCAGUCGAAAUGGUCAAACCAUCAGUUGCUAUAUCUUAAAAAAGUGACCAUUUUAAUUAACAAUCUGAGUGGUGAUAUCUAAUUUUUAUUUUGUUUCUUCUCAGGUUUGCUCUAUGCUGAAGUCACUAGUAGACUCAUCCACAUUUUACGUCUUUUGUUGAACAAUCUGAUGUAAUCUAUCAAAAAUCGAAUAGUAUCCCAGUGAUGGAAUUCGCUCAUAUGGUCUUCAGAAUAGCAUUAUCCGGUGAUGCAGCAUCACUCUCAAGAAUUUUAAAGGACGAUCCGAAUUUAGUAAAUCUCCCAGACUUUGAUGUAAGUUUAACAAAUUAGCCGGUAUUUAGUAGGGUAAUAUGCCACUGCACUUUGCAGUUAUGUCAGGCUCUCCAGAAUGCGUAAAAGUAUGCAUUUCUGCACUACAGGCCCGAGAAGAUCUUGACCGUACUACUGAAUUUAGACGUAAAAACUUCAUGGGUAAAGAUGCUCUUACACUUUCAAUUGAAAAUAGUGAUUAUGAGUCGUUUAGUUUAUUGUUGGAUGCAGGAGCACAAACGGAUUACCGAUGUAUGGAUGACGUGCCACCUCUCGUGGCUGCUUUGAACCAAUGUAACUUAAAGCUGACUACCCAUGUUUUGGAUGUACUUGAAAUUAGUUUCGAUCGUUUGCGUGAGUAUCGUUUGUGGUGCCUAGCCUUACAUACUGAUCUCUCAAUAUCCUUGGCCUAUUUCAAGCUAUUGAAAGCCCAUGCUGCACCUUAUCAUUUGAACGAUUUCGAAGAAAUAUAUGAUACUGUCCUGGAAAAGGAACCGUCAACAAAAGGGAUUGAGGAGUUCCUAAUAUUCUUGGGGUUGGAUGCCGUGGAGCGUUGGUCCAUUUGUUCAGAGGAAAUAUUUCACUGUUUACUACUUAUUUCUUCAUAUUUUCUAAGGAAGCUUAUUCCAUUUAAUCAAAACUUCAGCUGUGUCCACCGCUUACAAAGUCUGGGUUUGUACAUACCCCCAGUGUCUGCUAGAGCCUGGUUAAGAAUCCUUUCGCAGUGGGGACUGCCGAAAAUUUUUAUUAAACAACCUGACAUACAGAAGCAGUUGAUUUGGGAUCUAGCAGAUAUUAAUGGAAGUCCUAAAUCUACAGUCCAUAACAGGUUUUUAUUACCGCUCGUGCUAUAUUUUGCUGUUUUAGCACUACGUUUUCCCUAUCCUGAUUGGACUACAUGGUGGCAUGAGGCUUGUUUAAAGGCUAAUUUUAAUGAGCAACAAUUUAAAUUGGGAACACUUCUCGAAGUCCACAAGGGUAAACAAUCUAAACCUGUUUCUGAGUUCUUUUGGCGUAAUAUAUUCACCUUUGUUAUUUCACGUGCUGUUUUAUACAAUGAUUCAAAAAUUUUCUGUUUGUCUGACACUCAAAACUCUAUAGAUGAAUUUUUAAAUCAUUCCUUUUCUGAAUGUCCAGCAUUAAAACCGAUUAGUGCAAGAAAUCAUGAAACAUUGGUUCUCCAACUGCUGUCAUACUUUCCAGCAUCGAGUAUAAUUCCUGGUCAUGAGUUAUUUUUGUAUAUUGCUUAUCAUUACUUUUUACCAUUCGUAUCCGAUGAUAACAAAAACUGCAUGGAUAUUAACUGUAGUGUGUUGAUAACAGCGACAGUUCAUGUAAUUAGUCAUCAUUCCUUGUUGAAUCUUAUUGUAAAUUUCUCAGCUAGAAUGGGUCUUAUGUUCCUAAGCAACCUAAAAGAUUGGCCACGUUUUAUACCAACUAACGAUAAAAUUACACUUCUCAAUAUGUUAAUUUCAUGUUACGUUGAAAGCAAUCGAUCAGUUAAAUUACCACAAAGUAUCACUCAGUUAUUACCAAUAACACCAGUAGAUCAUCGUAACUACUUGGACGACUGGUUGAACAAAUGGUUAUCUCAGCCCAAAAGUUUGUCCCUGUGGUCGAAAAUUGUAGUACGUAACAAUCUUAGAAAUUCUAGAGAACACUGUACCUUACCUAAAAGGCCAAUCAAUGAUAUUAUUAAGACUUUACCUUUGGCUCCGACGCUUCAGGAAUAUCUUGCGAACAAUGAGUAUGCAUAGAGUAAAAGCACAUUUGUACAAUUAUUCAACUUAAAAAAUAGAAACAUGAAUUUAAUAAACAUUGUAUGAAUUUAA
Molecule: messenger RNA, 4852 nt
Organism: Trichobilharzia regenti
Lineage: Eukaryota; Metazoa; Platyhelminthes; Trematoda; Strigeidida; Schistosomatidae
Source: the annotation of a GenBank genome assembly